Molecule: messenger RNA, 6270 nt
Organism: Sycon ciliatum
Lineage: Eukaryota; Metazoa; Porifera; Calcarea; Leucosolenida; Sycettidae
Exons: 5
Coding region: 455-6016 (1853 amino acids)
Source: RefSeq, a predicted model, not a curated record
UUAUCGGCAAUGGCUCAGGACGAAGUUAGGUUGAAGAGAGCAUUCAUUGAAUGCACUCGUCUUACUGGCCUGGCUCAGUACGGCUGCGACUGGUGUGGCCCGAGCUUGCGUAAAAUACACGCAGAAGGACUGCACAUCACCAGUUCAGAAAGAAUCCUGGUAAGGUGACGGUUAGCUGGUUAGAGCGCUAAACUGCUUGCCCAGUAUCUCUCCGGCUAUAUCCCCUCCUCAGUCACACGACUAGUGGUGGUAUAAUUAUACUUAUCGAAACCGGUGGGUACUGACGCGGAUCAGCUCCACCGACAAAGUUCCAAGUUUCGUGUCCAGAUGACAUGCCGGCAGCUGAUCAUCUCAGUGGACCAAUGCAAGGACAGGACUCACCAAUCCCGAUCACCCAGUCGUCAUUGCGUAAACACUGAAGCGGUAAUUCAAAAGCAAAACAACAGACUGCAGCAUGAGUUCAGGCCCCGGCACACCCUGGGACGACCCUGAAGUCAAUGAGAUCCUGAAGGAGGUCGCGCUGCACGUAGACGAUGGACUGCUGCGACGCAAGUGCCGCAAGUUCAUCACGACGGAGCAGGACAAGAGCCUGAGGAGCAUGGCGAACCCCGUCCAUCGCAACGAGCAUCUGCUGUCAAUGUUGGAAGCCGGUGGCGCCCGAUCGUUUCAGGCGCUACUCGAAGUGCUCGGAAGCCAUGAGAUGCCAGUGGGGCAGGAGAGAUUCUACAAGAAACUACAGGAGCAUUCCAUGAAAUUCAUCGAUGUUGAAAAUUAUGAUCAGGAAGUUCACCGGCUUGUGUACAUUGGGUCGUCUGCACCAUCCAGUGGACACACUGGAGCUGAGGUUGAUUCGAACACGCUUCACCUGCUGGAGAUACGCUACUUGUUUGUGCUGACCGGUUCUGGUCUCAUCGAGGCCACGCCAACUCAGAACAGUGGUGGCAGCGCUAUGAAAGACAGCACUUCAAGGGCCCCUUCACCAGACCAGGCAAGUAGCAGCAGCAGCAGCAGCAGUACUUCAGGUAGAGCAUCGGUGGUCGGACAGUCGAGGAGCGGCGCUCCUGAGUCCGCAGCGCGCCGCAGGCACAAGUACAAAUCCAUACAGGAACAAGAAGAGCUAUACGUCAAGCAACGCCUGAACUGUCGCAUUGUGCUGCUUACGGGAAACAUGGAUGCCCUGCUCAAUGACUUGUCACGGCAAGGAAUUGCCACACCGACGAACAUGGCACAGCUGACAAGCAUACGACAGUCCGGUAUCUACUGCCUAACACCAUGCAGUAAGGAGAAGCAGAAGCCAAUCUACAUGGUUGUCUGUCUGCUAUCCGUUGACAAUUGUCAAUGUCAUCAGCAGCUACUGCGGCUUGCCUUACAAAUGUCGCGGCACAUUGUCAUUUACUUUGGACAAGAGAGCCUGCUGAGUGGUCACGCAUUUAAGCCAAAUGCAACGCUUUCAAAUGGACAAGCAGAGCAUGAGCGCGAUGACGAAUUCACCGUUAGGUGCAAAAGCAGGAAAAAGCUAUUUCUCGCAGAGGAGGUCAACACCAUCCAGCUGCUUGCAUCUGUACUCACCGAGUUUCCCAUCAACAAUAGCAUUGAGAUAUGCCAUCAUCCUGUGCGUCUCCACUGUGUCCUCAACAUUGCCAUGGUGGUCUUCAAGAGUGGUGUUCUGGAGCGCUGUCACGACUUCUGCAAGGAGCAGUUCAAGGGCAAUCUCUUCUCAAAGCUCCUGUCAACACACGGGCAAGCGAGCUGGCACGUCGAGUCACCUCCAUUGGUGCACCUGAUAGGCAUCUGGCAGAGUGAAGUCUUCGAUUUGGGAAGGGCUCACCACUUCACUGUUGACACCACCGACGAGACAGCGUCGUCAUUGACGAUGAGCGGCGGCGGCAGUAACAGUAACAGUGGUCGUAAAGGCACUUCGGACCCGGGAUCAGCGUUGCCGGCAUCGGCGCAGGCUCCCCCCUCGCACACGGUGGACCCCCAUAUAAAUCCAAUGUGGCUUCACGCAAUGUGUGGCUUGAUUGUGACUGGUGUGAUGCAGUGCCGUUCAGUGGUGGACGCACGCACAUGCUCGCAACCCAGGAAGCGUCCGUUUGAAGACACGAAAAUCGAAAAGUCCAACAGCGUCAAGGGCUCAGAAGUUUACGGCCAGCAGUCGAGAGGCGCACUUGCAGAGAUCAAGGAAGAAGUCCAGCUUGGACUGCUGGAGCGAGUGCUACAUGCCUGGAAGGGGCCUGUCCAUGUCACGGCUAUUCUAGCCAAUGGCGAGAGCAGUGAUGUGCAACGCUUCUUGAGGGAGUUUUCGGGAGCACCUGUAAUAGCAGACUUACACAAUGAUGGCAUCACCGGUUUAUUUGCCGUGUGGCAGUUUGCCCACGGAACUGGCAUAUUGCACGUCUUCCUGCUGUUCAACUUCUCCAUGGCGAAAGCUGUGGAUAAGCCUGCAAUGGCGACACUGGUGUUUGCAGCUGUGGCGCUGUCGAACACAUGCCUACUACUAGAGGAUGAGCAGAAUGCAUGGCAUGAGAACCUGCACCGUGUCUGCAGAAUCCUGAGACUGGCCGUGCCCGAGAAGUCACUCCCGCCGCACAGCGGCAAGCGACGGAUGGAGGAGGAGAUACUCUCCGGCACGUUGCUCGUCACUGGAGAUGCAAACAAGAGCAACGACAUGAGUAUGUACAACAGGGAUGCCGACGACCUGGUCCAGCACUUCUUCAGUGAUGUGGUGCCUGUGCACAGUCAGCGGCUUGCCUCAGAAGCAAUCAAACUGCUCUCCUUUCCGAAACGAUUUUGUGCUCCGGUGUACAAGGAGAGCCACAAGCUGGUGACGUGCAUUCAGCUAGUAGCCCGGGCCAUCAAGCUAAAGAAGGUGAACUCUCUGGAUUUUGAAUUGUUCCUGGAGGAGGAGUACCGGCAGUUUCUGCAACGGCUGAAUCGUGUAGCACGCUCUGGUCACACGGGCAUGGGUACUGACGAUGACGAUGAUGAUGAGAUGCACAUCAAGGCCAUCUAUGAGGCUCUGACCAAGAACAUUACCAAGUUCAUCACCAGCAUCAGAAACAACAGCAGCGGAAGCAGUGGCAGCGGUAGCAGCCUUGCCGGCGCAGAUGAUGGCAUAGUGGACGGAGCAGAGCCUGUACUAUUCUAUGUGAGGAUAAGCAGGAAGUAUUCUGAUGUGGUGACUGGAAAGAGUAGCGAUCGCAGUGCCAGCCCGGCCAAGAUUGACUCUGGUGAUGCAGACGCAGACACAAGUCAACCCUGUGAUGGAGAGGUAUUGGUCAUUGAACCGGCGGAGGAACAAAUUCAGUACCAGCGGAGGCUCGCAACAACGGCUAUCGACUCAACGAGAUUGGAGUAUACAGCUACCAUUGAAAAGGGACAGCAACUGACUGAGCUAACUGAUUUCUUUCAGGAAGUGUUCAAGAAAGUGAAUGAGGAGCAUAGGGCGCGACUGGAGCGAAGGAAGAUGGCUGUGUCCAAAUGGGUGGAUCUGAAGAUGGGAGACGGCACAGUGAGAGAUUCAACCGCUCUGCAGAGGCAAAUGAAAUUCUAUAAGAGCAGUCUGGAAGCGUCAUUUCAAGAAGGGCUGUGUGAGAAACCAUGCCGACACAAGUGCCACUUCAAGUGCUUGCUGCCGAAAACAACCGUUGACUUCCAAAGUCACCAGAAGCACGAGUGCUUUACAUGCAAGCAGCGAGAUGGCCAUGCCGAGAAUGCCUGCGACCAGACGUGCACGCACCAUCAGUGCAGUUCUCCGUGUGAUAAACCACACGGCCAUGCGUUCCUGGCACUCUCCAUGGGAGUCACCAUUGACAGUGCCAAUUCCAUCAUCAAGGAUCACCUAUGUCCAGAUCAUCUGUGCAAGCAUCCGUGCGACUUGCAUGCUGACACGACCUGCAUGGAGGAGUCUGGCCAUGAUGGAAGGCAGCACCUCUGCCUGAAUGAACACAGCUGCUCUGAGUUCUGUCAGCAGCCAGGUGUUUGUGAUGACUCUACGGAAACUCCCGAUGGCAGCCAAUAUGAACGCGUCGAAGCCACGGCAAACGGCUGGCGCAAGAAGUGUGGGCUGUCCAUCGCAGUUGGUCGAAAAGAACACGAUGGUGCCCACGCAUGUGGAACUAGCGCGCACAAGUGUGGCAAGCCAUGUCCUGUGUGUGGUCACUGCUGCCGGAAAGAGGUUGGUCACAAUGAUUCAUGCGACACAGAGCACAGCGUGGUGGAGAAUGGAUUCGCCGAUUGGGAGAAGGUUCUGCUUAGGAAUCAAUCCGGCACAGUGUCAGUAGCUGAUCUCUUCCGCCAAAACAACAGUGCAGCUACACCAGGAAGUAAUCUCGGUGCUCGCACAGCUGUCACCUCUUGUUUUGACAUCUGCAAGUUGGCUGGCCCCAAACAUCGGCAUUAUGAUGAACAUGAUGAGCCAGUUGCUCACUCAGUCUUCUGGGAGAAUUCCAACUUUCGAGAUCAAAGUUCCCCAGAGGACAUUGAGAAUUUUGAUGGCUGUCUGGAAAGAUGCCCGUGCUGUAAGGAGAGCUACUGUGAGGAGUACUUCCAGGGUCAUCCAACGCCUACAGCUGAUCACAAUGUAGAUGUGGCCGAUGACAGUGCGGUGUUUACAUUUAUCAGCCAAAGCGGCCAUCGGUUCAAAUGCAGCAGGACACCGUGCUGUGGUGAGCCAUGCCUGCAUAAAGUGAAGCCGGACGCCUCGUGGCGCAGCCAAGGCAAGGCGAUAUUUGUAGCAAUUAAGUGCAACAAGGAAUGCAAAAGGCCACGGUGCCAUACGUCUGAAGCUGGCAGUCCCUGUGACUGUGGCCAGGUGCACGUCUGUGACAAAGAAUGUGCCAGUGCCGGCUGCAAUAAACCCUGCGAGGAGGAGUAUGGAACGGCUCACAAGCCUCAUAGCUGCGGCGAACUGAAGUGUAGUGCAACUUGCGUGUACCAAGGAGAUAAAAGCCAUCUCGAUAGCGGCAGCCACAGUCGUAGUGCCAAGAAGAAAUGCGACAAGCCGUGUAAGUUGAGUCAUUUCCAUCAUGGCCAGAAAUGCUUCUGUGGAGAACACAUGUGCAGAAAAAGAUGCACAAUCCGUCCUGAAGGCCGUUGUCCACUAGCUAAGCAGGGUGGUGGUGCUAUUGAUGGUGAUGAUGAAGAUGUGUACUGUAAAACGCUAUUGACAUCCAUGGAGGAUGAGCACAAGGGGAACUGUACGUUCACAUGUGGUGAGGAAAGGGAAGAUCACCUUUGCCCCAAAGAAUGCGUGAACGCACGGAAAAGAAAGACAUCAGUUUGCAAGACACACUGCUCUAAGCUACUAUCCCAGCAUGCAGACAGGACUCAUAUUUGUGAUGGAUGUCUGGAGCAGAGGAAACCAGUUGAUGGCAACCAGCAACACCCGCCAAUGGACACAAGCAUGUUGCCACGUCCCUGUGGACAAUUGCAAUCCACUAUGGGCACCAUGCAGGAGAACAGUGAGAGCUCCGCUGUGGAAGCGAACACUAGCAUCGAUCGGAUGGAAAUGCAGUCGGGUGAUAUCGCCACACAGCAAGCAUAUGACAAAACGCUGACUGCUGUGGAGUCAAUCGACCAAGAGCAAUCAGCGCGGCUCGACAAAGAAUAUGAUGGUGCAAGCGAGCGGGCACAUCCAACCCCGGCAUCGGAAACGGGAAGUUCUGAACAUGACCUGUCGGAUCGUGAACAGGGCUCUGCUAUGACGGAAGGUGAGCAUGAGCGGUAUCAGCCAGGGAGACCAGCACCAGCACAGAAAGACACCACCGGGGACGAACAACCAGCAUCGGACAGUUGCCAGCCUAGGGAGGAGAAAGACGCCGCUCAAAAUUCCAGCGAGCAGAGUGACAUCCAGAGUCACGAGCAAGACGGACACUCUAGCCAUGAACCCGUCGCCUGCAGUGAACAGGCAUUCUACGACCAAGGCGAAGAAGGGAUAGGAGAAGACCCGACACACCAGAUGCCAUCAGAUGGAAGUGGCAGUGAAGCAGAUGACAGGCAGCACUUGCUUGGUUAAAGCAAAAUCAAGUGUCCACUGCAGCGGAUUUCAAGUCCACUACACCCUACAGUGCUAGUUUGCCCGUCAGUUGGAUUCACGCCGCAGUGGCUCAGGGACGCAGUGCUAUCACGUUAUGUCCAAUCAUACAACGUCAUGGUAUGCAGAGCCGGAGACUUCUAUUUGCAAGAUUUUGGUGUAACACUAUUGCUUCCUAUGUGUUACGCUACAGUGUGUGUGUGCGUGCGUGCGUGCGUGCGUGCGUGCGUGCGUGC